UUUUCAGGGAAACACAGUAUAUCUAAACCUAGAUUUGCAAAAUCCUUCCCAGCAAACUGCAUUUCCGCUCCGUCCCCCGACAACCUUGGAGUUGCUGGACAUUCCUCUGCAUUGCCUGCGCUCGCCGCCCACCGCAGUGUCGCUCUGGGUUAUCCAGGGCAGUCUCCACCUCUUGCCUUGAGAUGCACCUGCUACCUGCCUUUCCAUUUUCUCCCCCAUUCCUGUGCCCUGCCUGGGCAGACUCCUCCAGAAGCACGCGUCUCCUCAGGCCCCAUGAUGCACACGUGGAAAAUCCCAGGCACUCGGUAUCUCGUCAUUUCAUUCCUUCUGUUUAAAAAUCCUCAGUUAAUCCCUACUGCCAAUCAAAUGAAGUCUAAAAGCAAAGCCCUCUUUGAUUAGGAAUCAAAAUUCACAACAACCUAGUUUCUGCUGCCUGUACUCUUAAAAAAAACAACAACCAAACUGCUCAGUGUUCUUGUAGGAGUGUGAGUUUCCCUCACCUGCAUAUUUUUGCUUCUGCCUGCAUAUUUUUCCUUGCAUUUCUCAUAUUGCUACCUAACCCAAUUAUAUGGCCCCGGCUCAAAUCUCGAUCCUUCCACAAUAAACGCUGCGUAGUUGCAGCGUGCCCUGGGCGGAGAGGCGGCACCAACGGCAGAGAUGCAGUAAGGGAAGGCUUUGAUUUUUCCAAUCUGAGGAGCCGUUUUCUCUUUACUGUUUUAUACAACAAAUAGAAAUAUAAUUUACAUUUCUGGUUUCUUAUACUGAAAUAUACUUCUGACAGCCACACUUUGUUUCUGCUAAUGAGACAGAUCACCCACCUGCACACGAUGUGAUGCUGCUGCUUCCAUGCAGCUCCCCGAGUCUCCUCUUUACAAUUAGAAGAGAUUUCUGGAUUCCUUAGACACUAUCUUGGUGGCAGAUAACCCUAGCGACCUGUUUUGUUCUUUCUUUAUGUGCUAAACUAAAAUUCACAAUAAAGGCUAAGUCCCUUGAGAACAUAGAAUCUGGUGUUAGCUUUUAAACAUAGUAAGAGCUCAAACAUUUGAAGAUAGUAAAUCUGCCCAUUUUUAUUAUCUACUCUGUAUUUUCCAUCUUUUCUACAAGGACAUUAAUAAAGAUUAUUUAAAAUUUUAGAUGUUUACCAAAAUAAUACUGUGCAUUAAAACUUGGUUAUGAACUCACCCCCACCUCUCCCAUCUCCCAGCUGCCUCCUAAGUAGCUGCCACUUAACUGUGCCUGAAUUUAAUUGUAGUUACUUCAUUAUCUGUUAAAAAAAAAAAGAAAAGAAAAUGUGUAUCCUGCACUCUCUUGCUUUAUUAAGCUUUAUCUCUCAACCUCCUGUUUUGAUGGAAAAGAAUCAACUCACUUAUACUAACUCCCUUCCUCAUUUCUUCCUACUCCCCAUUUUAAAUAGGCGGAACACUCUUUCUAGCUCCUACAGGCUUGCAUUUGUCUCGUUAAAUAAUAAUACCUCAACCUAAAUCUCUUUAACUCCUCACUUUUUAGAAUAAGAAAUUCGUAACCUCUGCCCUUUUACCUCCCUUUUUUCUUUAACAAUGUCUUCCCUUCCCCUCUUUGUUUUCUGUGUAGAAGGCCUGUGCAUUUGGUACAGAAGUGCCUGACUGAUAUGUCUUGUUUUCCCCUUUUCCCUUUUCUCUUUUUGAACUUGUAUAUCUUGAUGCUAUCUUCUUUGCUUCCUUGCUGCUUUGCCUUCUUUGGUUGAAUAUAUAGGUCUCAUUGAUUGAGCAGGUGCAUUAGAAGGAAGACUUGAAGGCAGAGUGUCCAGGGCAGAGGCAGCAGCCAGUGCCCAGGGUUCUCUCGGAGCUGGGAGUGUGGCAGGCGCGGGUGAGUGAAGGAGACCACAGUCCCGGGGACGGGACGGGGACAUGUGGGGGACGGUACGGGGCAGCUCCUUGAGUGCCUGGCAGGCCAUGAAAAGGAUCCAUCAUGAUGCGAUUCUGUCUUCUGGGUGCUAUCUUCUCUCUGACAUAUCUAAGGAAGAUACUGAUGAGGUUUGGAGUUUUGUUUUCAUAUUUGCUUGUUUCUCUUGAGUCUUCUUCUGUUCAUCAAAGUCAGGUUCCCCGGGAUUUUACUUUUUUAUUGGUUUAUCUUGGUCUUUUCUUUCAGACUUCAGAUUUUCUUCUAAGAUCUAGCAAUCCUUGGUUGUUAUUUCAUAUUUAAGAACGAGGUACUAGAACAAAAAGAAUAAGGGACGGAGUAGCUGUCCCGGAUCUGAGUAGCUGUCCCGGAUCUUUGUACGUUCAUGGAUAGGGAGUUGGCACUUUGAGGACUACCUUACUCAAAACGGAAGGUGGAGGAUUUACUCUGGGGCUCUGUCCCCCAUACUAUUAAUAGGUACCCUGGUUUUCUACACCUAAGUUGUUCAGGUUUUUUUAGUGAUGACCCUUCUGAUGUUUUUCCCUCUUGUGCCAAGCUCUUGACUGCCUGCCAUUGAAGGAAGGGGGUGUCAAAGAUUUCUCACAGGUACACCUUUAAUUAAAUCUAAUGUUUUCAGCAACUUCUCACUUACUCCUACUAUAGCAUCUCAUUGGACUUUUUGACAAACAGAUCCCUAUUCUGUCAUCCCUCAUCGGUGCCGGGAUUCUGCACUGCAGCUUCCUUUACCCAUGAGUAAAUGUCACCCUUCACUUUAUGCUUUCCAUUUUACAGAAAUUUGGGGAAAUCACUCGUUUGUUGAUGCUUUCCCUCCACUAUAUUGUAGCAGGAUUAUUACUUCUUUUACAAAUACUCAUUUCAGGGGCCUUAGAAAGAAAGGAGAGACAGUCACGUUUGUGUUCCCAUUCUGCAUCUGAACUGGAAUCCUGUCGGAUUUCACUGAAGGCUUUGCUGAAGUCAAAGAAUACUGUGCUUUUGCCAUUCCUUUAUCUAUGUGCCAGCAAGUCGCUCUACAACAACAAAAAAACUCAGAGGCUGAGAAUGGUGUGGAGGAGAAAAAGAAAAUCUGCAGGUCGCCAACAGCCCAGUCCCCUACCCCGUCCAUGGAGGCCGAGUCCCCAGACCAGAAGAGAAUCAUUUCCCUACGCCCAUGUCUUCUCUCCAAACCUAUGCUUUGUUCAAGACCAAGCGUCAAAAUCCAGUUUUGAUGGUGCCUCUUUAGCAGGUGAUAAGAGCGAUUGUAAAACAGAAAGCAAAAAUGACCCUAAGAGUGAAAGGAAAAAGUCGUCUUCUUCUAGCCAGUACAAAGCAAAUAUGCACUUUCACAAGCUGUUUCUUGAUGUCCCAACAGAGGAACCACUGAGGCAAAGCUUCACCUGUGCUCUUCAGAAAGAAAUACUGUACCAAGGAAAGCUCUUUGUGUCAGAAAACUGGAUUUGUUUUCAUUCCAAGGUCUUCGGAAAAGACACAAAGAUCUCCAUUCCUGUUUUCUCGGUAACCCUAAUAAAGAAAACCAAAACUGCUCUUCUGGUGCCAAAUGCCCUGAUUAUAGCGACUGUCACAGACAGGUACAUAUUUGUCUCCUUACUCUCCAGAGAUUCAACUUACAAACUGCUCAGAUCUGUGUGUGGACACUUAGAAAGCGCAAGUGUUGGUAACAGCCCCAAUCCGUCACCGGCUGAAAAUAGUUUCCGGGCAGAUCGCCCUUCGUCUUUGCCUCUGGAUUUCAAUGAUGAAUUCUCAGAUCUGGAUGGAGUGGUUCAACAAAGGAGGCAAGACAUGGAAGGAUACAGCAGUUCUGGUUCUCAAACUCCUGAAUCCGAGAACUCUCGAGAUUUCCAUGUGACAGAAUCCCAGACAGUUCUGAAUGUCUCCCAGGGAGAAGCAAAACCGGCUCGGGCAGAUGGCCAUGUGAACAGAGUGCCCGAAGGAAAGGCCCGGAGUCUCCCUGCACACGGUCAGUCAGAAACCACUGGACUCUUACAUAAAGUCAGGCCUCAGAAAUGUCCAACUCUCCACCAUAUUCUUAUAUUCUAUGCAGUUGUUGUCUGUGCUCUAAUCAUCUCGACCUUCUACAUGAGAUAUCGAAUUAAUGCUCUGGAGGAGCGGCUGGGGUCACUGACCUCCAUCGUGGACACCCAUGAUACUGAACAGACAGCACCAUCUGGCCUGGGGUCCCACGUACAAUUAAACGCGGAGGUCCUCUGCCAAGAGCUAACAGCUAACAUAGUGAAACUAGAAAAGAUACAAAAUAACUUACAGAAGCUGCUGGAGAACGGCGACUGACCCGGCCCAGGCAAUACCUCACGUGUCCCUGGGGAAGGUGCUCCCCGGCGCUCUGGUUGCGCGCCCCCUGCUGGCCGGAGGCGCGGGCGGAUGAGAACCCAGACGUGUUUGCACUUUCAGGUCUCCAGCUCAGGAAAGGGGGGAAGGGGAAUCAUUUUGGUUCUUGUGCAAUAAAAGUUGACCUUGACUCUCUGAGGAAGUUUUUGCUGCUGCUGCCUGAAGAAAACAGACCCAUCUCUGGAGGCCUCAGGAAGGGCCCGGUAGACGCCCUCUUGGAUGUUUCAGGUUCAGCCACUGUCAUGGUGGUGUCAGCAACACUCCAUGCCUUUUUAGUCCUUACCACCUUCCUUUUUCCUCCCUACAGCCCUCUUAACCAACCUUCAAACUAAGGGACAUGUUACAUUCUAUACCAGCGAAUUCAAUGUGGUUCUUUAAAGAAUUAGCCAUGAGUAUCAAAAGGCAAUAAAUAAAUGAGCAGGCUUACUCCAAACUAAUAACACCUACAUUUUGUUUGUCUUUUUUUUCCUUCCACUGUUGUGUUCUGGUUUAAAUUGCCUGUGUAUUUUAAUUUCUCGAUUCCGUUUUGGCAGGAAUAUCAAAGUAAAGUGGAUGGAAAUAUCCCGUUUACAUUUUGUUGCAGUAACUAGUAGUUAAUUGGAAUGAUUUUCACCCAGCCCAAGUCAGGAAUCUGUGAGGCACAAGACCGAAGUACUAAAUUAAACUUACUUUUAAACCAAAACUAACCUAUAAGCCAAAAGUUGUAAUAGUGAUUUAAUACAGUAUGAAAAACACUGAAUUUUUAAGAUUGUAGGUGGAUUGUGUUAGCAGUUUUGAAACAGGAUGUCUGUAUUCAGCAUUCAGCAACGCUGAAACCCAUUUCAGCAUGACAAUGGUAUAUUUUUCUCCUUUGCUAACUAAAACAAAGAACUCUGGUUUGCUAACU
Molecule: messenger RNA, 5125 nt
Organism: Microcebus murinus (gray mouse lemur)
Lineage: Eukaryota; Metazoa; Chordata; Mammalia; Primates; Cheirogaleidae
Gene: GRAMD2B
Product: GRAM domain containing 2B
Cellular component (GO): cytoplasmic microtubule
Source: RefSeq, a predicted model, not a curated record